UUGCAUCUAAAUGAAAGUUACAACCUGGCAACCUCCAACCUCCAAAAAUUUAUGUUUCUUCCAUCUUUAUAUACUUACUUUACUUACCCCCAAUUCAUUUCCUUACUUACCUCAAUUAAGUACUUGGCCCCAUCAUAUGUACUCUACACCUUAUACCAUAUCCACCGCCUCAUGCCCCCAUCACAUGUCUUACUAUAUAAAUAUAUAUAUAUACAUCUUUGUAAAGUGAGUAACUUGUUUUGCAUAUGAGAAAGGAAAUUAGUCUUUGAGGUUCUUUUUAUUUAAAAUAUUUGAGUGCUAUAUACAUACAUACAUACAUACUAGUGGUAGUGGAAAAUGGUGGGUAUUAUAUCUUUGAUAACUGGGAUUGCUGGUCCAAGUGGGUUUGGGUCAGCUUCAACAGCAGAUCAAGUUACAGAAGGAAUUGAUGCUAGCAACCUUACCAUAAUAAUCACAGGAGGAGCAAGUGGUAUAGGUUUAGAGACAACAAGAGUUUUAGCUCUUAGAAAGGCACAUGUCAUAAUCGGUGCAAGAAACAUGGAAUCUGCAGAGAAAGGCAAGCAACAAAUAACACAAGAGAAUAAAUCUGCAAGAGUUGACAUAAUGAAACUGGACCUAUGCUCAACUAAAUCUGUCAGAUCAUUUGUCGACAACUUCAUUGCUCUUGAUCUUCCUCUCAACAUCUUAAUAAACAAUGCUGGAAUAAUGUUCUGCCCCUUCAAGCUAUCAGAUGAGGGGAUUGAGAUGCAAUUUGCAACAAACCAUCUUGGCCAUUUCCUCUUAACAAAUCUUCUUCUUGACAAAAUGAAACAAACUGCAAAAACAACUGGAAUAGAGGGAAGGAUCAUAAAUCUAUCAUCAAUUGCUCAUAGAUACACUUACUGCAGAAAGGGGAUUAGAUUUGAUAAGAUCAAUGAUAAAAAAGGUUAUUCUAAGAAGAAGGCCUAUGGACAAUCCAAGUUAGCCAACAUAUUACAUGCAAAUGAACUCUCUCGUCGCCUACAGGAAGAAGGUGUGAACAUUACAGCUAAUUCUGUCCACCCAGGAGUGAUCAUGACUCCUCUUAUGAGAUACUCUUCUUACCUUAUGCACUUCUUUAAGAUAUUCAGCUUUUACAUUUGGAAGAACGUUCCACAGGGAGCAGCCACUACAUGCUAUGUUGCACUUCACCCAAAUGUGAAAGGUGUAACUGGAAAGUACUUUGUGGAUUGCAAUGAACUCAAGCCAAGUGCAUUUGCAAAAAAUAAACAAUUAGCUAAGAAACUUUGGGAUUUCAGUAACAAAUUGAUCAAUUCAAUUUCAAAAGCUUGAUUGAGAACACUUGGGCUUUGUUUGGUUCACCAUUAUCAUAUAUUAUAUGUUACAUUAUGUAAUGUACUAAUUAAGCUACUCUUUUGAUUACGGUUAAAAUUUCUUGUUCUAUGAGAAUGUUUCUAAACAAGGUUGUUGUGAUGUGAUUAUUGUCA
Trifolium pratense (red clover) is the source of this 1466-nucleotide messenger RNA. Its product is annotated as short-chain dehydrogenase TIC 32 B, chloroplastic-like. The transcript has 7 exons. NCBI's taxonomy places the organism in Eukaryota, Viridiplantae, Streptophyta, Magnoliopsida, Fabales, Fabaceae. The record is from RefSeq and is a predicted model, not a curated record. The coding region runs from base 337 to 1311 and encodes 324 amino acids.